Molecule: messenger RNA, 1320 nt
Organism: Mangifera indica (mango)
Lineage: Eukaryota; Viridiplantae; Streptophyta; Magnoliopsida; Sapindales; Anacardiaceae
Exons: 6
Coding region: 1-1320 (439 amino acids)
Molecular function (GO): protein binding
Source: RefSeq, a predicted model, not a curated record
AUGGACCUUGUUGACAACAAUCUCCAUAGAAGCAUACCUAAAUGUAUCAAUAAUUUUAGUGUGAUGGUGACAAUAUACCCUGUUCCAAGUAACAUAGGAUACUUCACUAUUUAUUGCAACGACAAUUUGCUUGGUGGUCUAUUUGAGGAUGCAAUUGUUUCGAUGAAAGGAAAACUGAUGAAAUACAAUACCAUUUUAAAUUUGGUGAGAAGCAUUGACUUAUCAAACAAUAAGUUCAUUAGAAAAAUUCCGAUAGAAGUGACAGAGUUUAAAGCAUUGCAAUCACUGAAUUUAUCUCACAAUUUCUUAACCGGCAAAAUUCCUGAGAAUAUUGGUACAAUGAGAUUUUUGGAAUCAAUUGAUUUCUCUACCAACCAACUUCAUGGAAAUAUCCCUGAAGAGUUUGAAAAUGGAAGAUCAAGAGAUGGUAAUGAACAUGAAGUCGAUUGGUUCUAUGUAAGCAUGUCACUUGGGUUUGUGAUGGGGUUUUGGGGCAUAAUAGGUCCUCUAAUUGCAAGCAGAAGAUGGAGCAAUCCAGUGAAUUCUGAUGUCAAAGAGUUCACUGAAAUGAAAUGGGUCUAUUUUUGCCGGUUUCUUACAUGGUUACUGUCAUCUAUAUACCAGAAAAUUUACAGGGCUCGCCGCUUGAGCAUGCUCCACAGCCUUGUGCACAAUCAUGAGAUGACUGUGUACUUUUUUGCACAUGUUGAUGAUAUAUUGUUGAUUGGAACUAGUUCAAAGUAUAUUCAAGAAUUGGUUGCUGAUUUGAACAAAGAAUUUGCUAUGAUCAAGGGAGUUGGGGGUACCAUUGGAGCAUUGCAGUAUAUCACUUUAAUAAGACUUGAUGUGUCUUUUCCUGUUAACAAAUUGAGUCAGUUCUACUUGUUGAUUUUUAAUGGAGAUUUCUUCAUCACUACUCAGCUUCCGUGGAGAGCAUGCAAUGGACUUUUACGGGGUAUUAGGGGAACUCUUUCUCAUGGACUGGUGUUCAAACCAGCACCAUUGGUAAAAAUAGAAGCCUACUCUGAUGCGAACUGGGCAGGAGAUACUGGUGACAGACGAAGAACAAGUCGUUAUGGGCUUCUGGAGAAUUUACUGAAUGAGUUACAGGUGAAGCACAUGGAUCAAACAACAGUUGUAUGGUGUGAUAAUGUAAGUGCAGGGUUACUGGCAUCGAACUUUGGUUUACAUAGUCGAACAGAGCACAUAGACAUUCAUUUUAUAAGAAGUCAGGUUACAGCAGGAGUGAUUGCGGUACAAUAUGUAGCUUCUGAGUUUCAAAUUGCUGACACAAUUACCAAGCCACCAUCAGCAGUCUAG